Molecule: messenger RNA, 1482 nt
Organism: Epithele typhae
Lineage: Eukaryota; Fungi; Basidiomycota; Agaricomycetes; Polyporales; Epitheliaceae
Product: Cupredoxin
Exons: 7
Coding region: 1-1482 (493 amino acids)
Source: RefSeq, a predicted model, not a curated record
AUGUUCGGCUCAGCAGCAUCCCGUCUCUCUCUCGUUCUCGCCCUUGCGGCCGCCGUUUCCGCCAAGAUGAUUGAGGUCCAAGUCGGCAGCGCCAGCGGCGACCUCACGUUCAGUCCCGAGGCAGUCUCGGCCAACGUCGGCGACCAGGUCGUCUUCACGUUCCACCAAAAGAACCACACCGCGACCCAGUCUUCGCUCGCCGCGCCCUGCUCCAAGGUCGAUGGCGGGAUGGACUCUGGCUUCAUGCCCGUCCCUGCCAACCAGACGGACAACUUCCCGACCUGGACGGUGAACGUUAUGGACACCAAGCCGCUCUGGUUCUACUGCAAGCAGGCCGCUAAGACGCCCGCCAGCCACUGCGGUGCCGGCAUGGUCUUCGCCAUCAACUGUGGCCCCGACGGCGCCGCCAACUCGUUCAUGAGCUUCAAGAACGCCGCGCUUGCCAUCGGCGAGCAGCUCAAGAUGGACGCCGCCGCGUCGUCCACCGCCAUGGCCCAGUACCCCGGCUGGACCUCGUCCUCCAGCGACUCGAGCAACGGCUACAACAGCAUGGACUCGUCCAACGGGUACAACAGCAUGGGCUCCGGCUACAACGGCAACAGCUACAACUCCAUGAGCUACGACAACUCGAACGGCUACAACGGCAACGGCUACGACUCCACCUCCACCAUGGCCUACGGCUCCCACACCUCGAUGGACUACAACGGCAACGGGUACGACUCGAUGUCCAUGGAUUCGAGCAACGGAUACAACUCGAUGUCCAUGGAUUCUGGCAACGGGUACAACUCCAUGUCCAUGGACUCGAGCAACGGUUACAACUCCAUGUCUAUGGACUCGAGCAAUGGCUACGAUUCCAUGUCGAUGUCUAUGGACAUGAGCUCCACCGACACCGCUUCCGCUUCCAUGGCCUCGUCCACCGAGUCGUCUUCUUCGUCGUCGUCGUCGUCGUCGUCUUCGUCGUCAUCGAGCUCGGGCAGCAGCGGCAGCAGCCUCGGCCCUCAGACCCACAUGGUCAUGGUCGGUUCCUCGACUGGUGCGCUCACCUUCUCGCCGAACAACAUCCAGGCCAACCCCGGCGACACCGUCACCUUCGAGUUCCACCAGAAGAACCACACCGCGACCCAGUCGUCGUUCGCCAACCCGUGCGUGCGCCUCAAGGACGCGACUGGCAACGUUUGGUCGAUCACCGUCAACGACACCACGCCCCUCUGGUUCUACUGCCGCCAGCACAACCCGACGACUCAGGCCGCGCACUGCGGUGCUGGUAUGUCCAUGGCCAUCAACGCUGUUGCGUCCUCCACCAAGAACUUCACCGCCUUCCAGGCGCUCGCCUCCCAGCAGAACGGCACCAACACGUCUUCGACCACGCAGAACGCGUCUGGUGCGAACGGAACGAACGGCGCCGUCGCCGCGCGCUCCCCCGUCACCGCCGUCGCGCUCUACGCUGGUGCGUUCGUCGCGGCGGUCGCCGCGCUCCUCUAA